Molecule: messenger RNA, 1907 nt
Organism: Colletes gigas
Lineage: Eukaryota; Metazoa; Arthropoda; Insecta; Hymenoptera; Colletidae
Gene: angel
Product: protein angel
Exons: 6
Coding region: 234-1883 (549 amino acids)
Molecular function (GO): 3'-5'-RNA exonuclease activity
Source: RefSeq, a predicted model, not a curated record
CAAGCUUUAUGAAAUUAUAAAUGUUCAAUCCAAUUGGAUAAUUAUAGAAUUUGAAAACGGAUCAUUGUGUGAAUUGCGGCAAUUCAAUUGCCUAUUGUGCGCCAUACUACGUUAUCUGUUUGCUAUAGGCUACAGGGAUAUUCAUUCCUACCUUUACUGACAACGAGUGACAUAACCUAACCUAUGCACCUACGCACAGUCAUGUAUUAAUAUCUCCACUGCUUUGUAAAUAAAUGAAUACAGUAAGCAGGUUGUUACGGAAAAUUCACAGAACGGGUCUUGAGAUCUCUUGUAAAUUCUUCCGUCGUGAAGCUAAGAAUUAUAACUAUGAUACUAUUUCAAUUUCAACUCCUUAUAUGUCAGGAGUAGCAGUGAAGCCAGUACUUCUAAGAAAAUUUUGUAAAAAAGUGUCAAUAUCUCAUAUAUUUAUAUCAACUUAUUCGUGUUUGAUGAAAACCAUGGAAAAUUCCACAGCACAACAAAAAUUUAAUCAAGCAGCAAUGGAUCCAUAUUUGGAAACAUAUUAUAAUUCCAACAAUAGUUGUGAAAUGUCAUGUGAAAGUGAUUCUCAACCAGUUGCUCUUGAGACAAACACAUGUGUUGAUACAUCAGUAUGUUUGAAAGAUAAGUAUCUGGCUGAUAGACAAUGGUAUAAAGCAAUGAGACAAUGGAAACGUAUAAAGAAAGAGAAGAUGACCUCUAAUUCUGAAGAUUAUUUUAUUCUAAGACUACUUUCUUUCAACAUUCUGGCCCAGUCCCUAUUAGAAACUUAUUCAUUUUUGUAUAAACAUCAUGACAAACGAGCACUAUCUUGGAAGACAAGGAGACAAUUUCUCUUACAUGAGAUUUUAGAAACACAAGCUAAUGUAAUAUGUCUUCAAGAAAUGCAAGAAGAACACUUGCAGGAGUUUCUGGUCCCAUUCAGAGAGUUGGGUUAUAAUUAUUUAUAUAAAAAAAAAACAAACGAUAAAAAAGAUGGUCUGCUCUUUCUUUAUCGCUCUGAUCAAUUUGUCCUUCUUGAAUAUGCAAAGGUUGAGUUUUAUCAAUCAGGAAUAGAACUCCUUAGUAGAGACAAUGUUGGAAUCAUUGCAAAAUUAGCAGUGAAGGAAAGUCCUGCAACACAGUUAGUGAUUGCCACAACUCAUUUACUUUACAACCCUAAACGAAAUGAUGUAAGACUGGGACAAAUGCAACUUUUUUUAGCAGAAAUUGAAAGAAUUGCGUUUUUGGAGAAUACAUUGACGGGCGCCAAAUAUCUACCAAUUAUACUGGCAGGGGAUUUUAAUUUAGAACCAUAUUCCGGAGUUUACAAAUUCAUUACAGAAGGAAUAUUUGAGUAUCAAGGAAAAGGAAGAAAUCUGGAGGAGACAGAGUUUCGGUCUCUUUCAAAUUCAUUAAUUCCGCCUCGGCUCUUCGUUACAGACAAUUGUCAACAUUUAAAUGUUUUGAAAAAAAGAUUAUGUGGAGAAGGAUCUGCUAGAGUAAUGCUAGAAAAUAGCGAAUAUCCCAUCUCAGAGGAAAAUACGUCAGACAAUGAUUCCUCGAUAUAUAGUGAUGUGAAUCCAGAUAUGACUGAUCUUCAAAUAAUAGAAAUUGUACGUGGCUAUUGUGCAAAGUUCUGUUCUGGCACUCUCACACAUCCGUUCCAUUUUCAUAGUGUGUAUAAACACCAAACACACGAAGGAGAACAAGAAGCUACGACUAAUCAAGGAACAUGGAUUACAGUUGAUUACAUUUUUUAUAGCAACUUGGAACCUCUUGAAAAAUAUAGAUUACCAACAGCAGAAGAGUGCAUCGCUUUGCCUACAAUACCCAAUUUUGCGUUCGGAAGCGAUCAUUUUUGUUUAGGUGCUACAUUUAAAAUAAAAAAAGCAAAACUGUAGAAGAGUUAAUGUAACAGUUUAUAA